GUCAAUAUUUAAGGCGGUGCUUCCCGCCCAUAAUAAAAUGGCAGAACCUGGAGAGGGUAAUGUAAGGCGUAAAGGUACAACUAUAGUGAAGCCAAUAGUAUAUGGUAACAUAGCAAGGUACUUUGGUAAGAAAAGAGAAGAUGACGGUCACACUCAUGCCUGGACGUGUUACUUGAAACCCUUCAAGAGUGAGGACAUGUCUUUCUUUAUCAAGAAAGUACAAUUCAAAUUGCACGAGAGCUACCCCAAUCCUCUCCGGAUCCUCUCAAAGCCACCGUACGAGAUACAAGAGACAGGAUGGGGGGAGUUUGAAAUUAUCAUCAAGAUAUUCUUCCAGGACCCGGCCGAGAAACCGGUGACAAUCUAUCACUUGUUGAAACUAUUCCAAUCGGACCCUGCUGUCAUUGCUGGGAAGAAGAAUGUAGUAUCAGAACAUUACGAUGAGGUAGUAUUCACAGACCCUACUAACACUAUGUAUGGAUUACUAAGCAACCCACGGCCCAUGAUACCAGCAGUGAGACAUGAGAGUGGCAUAGAUUAUAGAGACAUGGAAGAGCGACAUCUUUCAGCUAUAACUGCAGCACAGAAGAAGAUAAAGCUUGAGAUACAAGACCUCAGCGACAGAUUAAAGAUGACUAAAGAGUUAGUACAAAAAUACCGUGAGCAUUUGGAAGAGGCUGAAGAAGAGGAGGAUAUGGAAGAAAGGGACUGAUUAAUGCCAGCUUCUUUUUGUAAUAAUAUCUGACUCUUUUUAAUAUAAACUUAAAAUUUUUCAUGUCACAUUUCAUUAAUUUCACAUGACCAAAUCACUGAAUAACAGUA
This is a messenger RNA of Amphimedon queenslandica, 822 nucleotides long. RefSeq names its product YEATS domain-containing protein 4-like. The transcript has a single exon. The record is from RefSeq and is a predicted model, not a curated record. Gene Ontology annotation, biological process: regulation of DNA-templated transcription. Bases 38 to 712 code for a protein of 224 amino acids. Lineage: Eukaryota; Metazoa; Porifera; Demospongiae; Haplosclerida; Niphatidae.